AUGGCCCUCCCUCGUCUCGCAUCCGGGUCUGCGCAGCUCGCACACCGCCAGCAGCACGCACACACCCAACAACAACACAGCGACCCACUCGCGUUCCUCUCGGCCAAGCCCUACCUCGACACCAUCCGCGACAUCAUGCCCGCCUUGGCCCAGUCACCGCAGGCCUCGUCCAGCGCGUCGCCGUCGGGCUCGGCAUCGACCCCCCUCAAGACUCCUGCCGCGAUCCCGUGGUCCGCACCCCGCCGCGCGUCUCUCGCGUCGACCUACUCGUCCGGCAGCUCGACAGAGUACGACGAGGAAGACGCAGACGCGUGCGGCUUCUCGUCCGAGGACGACGACGACGACUUCCUCGUUACCCCACCCUUCCCCGCCGUCGAUGCCGUCGCCUCGUCCGCCGCCGCCGCGUCCAAGGGCAAAGGCAAGGCCAUCGUCGACUUGACCGCUCCGUUCGCUUCGAUCUCGCUCGCCGAAGUCGCAGAAGACGACGACGCCAACUCUCCGCCUUGGCCCCAACCCUCGUCGCUCCCCGACAUCCCUUCGCCCGCUCGCCUCCCUCCCCCAGCUCUCCCUCUCGUCUCCCACCCCGCGCCCAAACCCGCGCCCGAUCCGCACCCGCAAACCCGUCCGCCUCCUCAGCCCUCGCCUCCAACCCAAGCAGCAGCCGAAGACUCCUACCGCGGCCGUUCGCGCUGGCCACGUCUCCUCUGGCGCUCAGAUAUCGACGUCGACUCGCUGCGCGUGUUGAAGAACUACCAUGAGCGCGCGGUCGGCGGUCCGCUGCCGGUUCUCCAGAGCGGGAUGGGCAAGAGGGAUGUCGAGAGGUGGAGUCGCGCGAUGGAGAAUGCGGGACUCUAG
Rhodotorula toruloides NP11 is the source of this 855-nucleotide messenger RNA. RefSeq lists its product as uncharacterized. The record is from RefSeq and is a predicted model, not a curated record. NCBI's taxonomy places the organism in Eukaryota, Fungi, Basidiomycota, Microbotryomycetes, Sporidiobolales, Sporidiobolaceae. The transcript is spliced from 2 exons. Bases 1 to 855 code for a protein of 284 amino acids.